UUACAUUACAGAUAACGCAGAAAAAAUUAUAUAUACGCACGUAGAAACGUAGAAUAGCGGUUUGGUAGGUGCGCGGGUGUGUAACAAUCGAAGACACGCAUUCAGUGGAGCAAUUUGCUUCAAAAAGUAAAAUUUUUUUAAGUGGGGGAAGAUGACCCAAUUGUUCUACUUCAAACGUUAAUUACUGUCUAGACAUGGUUAUUUAUCGAUAAACGUGAAAAUAUGUUUUCAACAAAAAUUGUUCUUUACUAUUACACUCAUCAAUGUGUUUUAAGAACGAAGUUAAAAAAGUAUUAAAAACUAAUAUAUUUUAUGCGAUAUUAAGUGAAACUAAAAUGUCUACAAAAAGAACAAUCGUAAAAUAGUAAUUAUUUUCCAAAAAAAUAGCGUCUUACUUUAACGAAUCACCUUCUAGAUCGAGAUUUGAAUUUCCAAUGUAGUGCAAGGAUAUCAGCAUCAUUAAGAAUUCGACCGACUAACUCAUCCUUCGCUCUUGACAUUCUCUCCACAUUUAAUUGAAUGAUUCUUGUAUUACUUUUUGUACCCUUUUUUUACCAAUAUCACAAUUAUUAAUCGUCGUUGUAUAUACAGUUUUUUCGUUGUUUACAUUUUUUUGAAUAUUUUUUUUUAACAUGUUGCCCUUAGUCAAGGUAGCGCUGAAAAGACCUUUUUACGAUCUGGCUAAAUGUUCUUAGACCUAAAUGUUCUUCUCUUCGCUUCAUACCGUUUUAUUACUCACUGUUUCAUAAGUUACAAUCAUGUUUUGGAGGCGUCUUGAUAUUUUUAUUGGAAAAUAGUUCAAAUUUGUGCGGGAUAUAAAAUAAAAUAAAAUAAAUUCCCGAAAAGUAUGAAAAGUUGUUAUUUUCUUUGAUUUUUUUUGUGGGUAUAUUUAGGGAUUUGACCCUGAAAAUUUGACUGAAGGUAGAUCUUAUUAUUUUUAACAAAUAAGUGUGUCGUUAGCGCUGAAGAUUGCAACAUUGUUACACAGUGUAUUAUAAUUUUUUUUUUUUGUUAGGGGUUUAAAUAUUAAUUUCCUUAUCCAAUUGUAGAAUGUCAUUUUUUUACAGCCAUUGAUUGUAGAACAACUAAUUUGCCAUCAAUGAAUAUUUCAGGUCAUUAAUCUCAUUAGUUACCUAUAACCAAUUGGGUUGCAAACAUUAUAAUUACACACUCAAUAUCUGAAUUACUAGGUUAUCAAAUUAUGUUCGUAUAAAUAAUACCUUAGUUGAAAAUACUAAUACAAAUUUUCUAACCAUUAAUCAGGUCGUUGAAAUGAUAAAAAUUGUGUUUUAAUCAAUAACAAAUACAGUCUAUAAAAUAAAUUACAAAUUCAAGUGAUUAUCAUUAUAACAUUUAUAACAGUUUAUAAUUAUGACGUCAUAGGAACUAAACAAUGGUUCUUAUUCCUUUCAAUGUACUCCGCAUUUGUGUUGAACGAAUUGAGUCUUUUUGCCUGUACUAUAAUUUUACAACGGAGAAUAAAUUAUUUUUUUCAUUUCCUUACCAUAAUUUUUGUACUUAAGCAAUACCUUGAUUCCAAAAACCUUGAUCGAAGGACAGUUUGAACGAUCAUAGUAAUUAUUUUGCUCUGCGUCUACGUUAAUAAGUACAGCUGUUCACGUCAGUCACAAUGAUUCAUAAUUUCAACUUGUGCAUGAUCCAAGAAUAACAAAAAAAUUAUCGUUAUUAUCAUUGAGUCGGUAAUGACUGCACCCUAGGACGCUGAUACGCACGUUGAUUCUGCCUGUAGCGACCGACCGGUAGGAGGGAACUACGCAACUACAAUAAUAUAAAUCAACGUUUUUAUAACGAGGCUCUUAAAUUUAUAAAAAUACAUCACAUAUUAUGUAUGUAUGCCGGUCGAAUUACCGAUCUACUUCAGUAUUAGUUUGUUGUGUCCGGUCGAAAGUUUCCGUUUGCGUUUUACUCGUGCAGUGAACUAUUAUUGGACAUUUGUCAACGGGCCACAACUAUAGGCGUACCUAUAGUUAGUUUUGAUAAAAGGUGAUUAAUUUUACUCGAAAUUAAGUUGUGUAGUGCUCGUAGGCCGCAUGUCUGGGCAUAAGACGCUACUUUUUCUAACCGUUCUGGUCUUGGGGACGAGUUGUGGGCCGGCGGGAUGUUCAAAAAUAUUAGCCGUGGUCACGAUACCUGGCAAGAGUCAUUGGAACUUUAUGGGAGACAUACUCAGGACUUUAUCUGGCCGCGGUCAUCAAGUGACAGUUUUCACACCGUUCGCCGCCGAAUGCCAAGAUAACUUCACCGUAAUCGACACGUCCGCCGCCACUCCGGUAAUAUCCAAUCAUCAUUUUUCACUGCCCGAACUGUUAUUUUUGGCCGAGCCGGUCAAUGUUAUACCGUCACUAGUAAACGUGUCGAGAUUUAACUGCGACGCAAUAUACAGCCACGAACAUAUGAAACAAGUGUUAUCCAAAGGUCAGCAGUCGGGCUUCGACGUGGUCAUCACCGAACCGACGAUUUCGGAAUGCGUUUCUUAUGUGGCCACCAAGUUGGGAUUGCCUUUGAUCUAUGUCGUUCCGUCUCCGGAGAUCACUUACAUGACUUGGGACCUAAUGGGGUACGUGGCCAAUCCGACGGUCACCUCUCAUCUGCUAGCCUGGCACGCUGUGCCCAAAACAUUUUCCCAGAGACUACAAAAUAUCGUGUUGGUAGUUCGGACCCACUACAAACGGUAUACCGAGGAGUCGAGGUUCAAAAUCAUCAACCCUUUGCCUUCCGACGACGUGGAACCUGUCAAGUGUUCCCUAAUAUUUUCCAACACACAUUAUAUUACGGAACCGUCCAGACCGUUCCCGCCAAAUUUCAUACACGUCGGCGGUAUUCAUAUAAGACCGGCUAAAAAAUUGCCUAAAGAUAUCUUAGAGUUUAUCGAGAAUUCACCACAUGGAGUUAUAUAUUUUACGUUUGGAUCUGUUGUAUCAAUGUCGACGUUGCCAGAAAACCUGCUAAAUGCAUUUAAAGAAGCACUGGCCCAAGUACCUCAACGAGUUUUAUGGAAAUAUGAAGGCGAAAUGAAAAACAAACCAGCCAAUGUAAUGACAAGCAAGUGGUUUCCACAACGCGAUAUAUUGUUGCAUCCGAACGUAAAGCUGUUUAUAAGUCACGGUGGUAUAUCUAGUGUAUACGAAGCUGUAGACGCCGGAGUUCCAGUACUUGGUUUCCCACUGUUCUACGACCAACCGAGAAACAUUGCGAAUUUGGUGGACGCCGGGAUGGCUUUAUCGAUGGACUUGUUUACCGUGUCCAAAGAACCGUUUUUGAACGCUGUGCUAGAACUCAUCAACAACCAAAAUUAUACCAUAAAUGCUAAAAUCACAUCAGAACGAUUCAAAGACCGGCCAAUGACACCUGCCGAGUCUGUCAUCUAUUGGACGGAAUACGUUCUACGUCACAAAGGAGCGCCUCAUUUAAGGUCGCAAGCUUUAAAUUUGACAUGGUAUCAGUAUUAUUUACUGGACGUGAUAGCCGCGAUUUUAGUAAUAUUAUCCGUUAUAUUAUAUGUUAUUUAUAAAACGCUGAAAGUUAUCCUACAAUUUGUAUUAAAACGUCCGAACAAACUGAAAUCGAAAUCUGAGUGAAAAAAAAAUGUGAAUUACAAACAAGGUUUUAUAAUUGUUAAAUUCAUCUGUAACGAUCGAAAUCCAUAUAUAAAUUGUAAAUCUUGUAUAUUGAUACGAACUAUAGUUAUAAUGACGUUAAAAUAAUUAACUUACAGUUUGUAAAAUUGUAAUAACUGUAUAGACGAAUUUGUUGUUUAUUAGUUGUGUUUAACAUAUAUAUUGUAACAAAUUACUACACAAAUAAACUAACAUCUUGCGAAGAAGACGUCACACAUACUACUUUUUAAGGCGUUUGGUAUAGGCAACUAAACUUUUUUGAAGAGAUUUCUAAUUAUUUUAAAAUUCAUUUUUUUUGUCUCAUUUAACUUAGUCUAAAUUAAAAAAUAGUUUGAAUACUUAAGAGAGUACAGUAACCUUGGUUUGAUCAUUUUAUUAAUGCCAACAUCAUGUGCUUAGAGAGGUGUUUACGGAUUGAUAAUAGAUAUUUUCGCACCUAAAAAAAUAGUAUGUGUGGUGUCCUCUUAAAAUAUUUCAUACCAUCUUAAAUGAAAAAUCAUUAUAUAUUCUUGUUGUAAUAUUAACAAUAUUAAUAUAUUAUGUUAAAAUGCAUAUUAAAUCCACUUGCUAAAAUUAUAAUAAUACAUUUUUUUUACAAUUGGAGUCGGACAUUAUUAUUUAAAUACAAUUGUAAGUGAACAACAUAUCAUUCUAACAA
Messenger RNA from Adelges cooleyi (spruce gall adelgid), 4296 nucleotides. RefSeq names its product UDP-glucosyltransferase 2-like. Gene Ontology annotation, molecular function: UDP-glycosyltransferase activity. The transcript is spliced from 4 exons. Bases 2052 to 3599 code for a protein of 515 amino acids. Lineage: Eukaryota; Metazoa; Arthropoda; Insecta; Hemiptera; Adelgidae. The record is from RefSeq and is a predicted model, not a curated record.